Angiostrongylus costaricensis is the source of this 714-nucleotide messenger RNA. The record is from the annotation of a GenBank genome assembly. Lineage: Eukaryota; Metazoa; Nematoda; Chromadorea; Rhabditida; Metastrongylidae.
AUGCCAAAAGCAGAGGAUUUUUGUGUUGACGAUGUCUUGAGGCUUGUUGGUGGAAAUCGCAUGAUUGAGGUUGUCGAGGUCAGCGGCCAAACAAGCUGUAUCUCUGUUUUCAGUACUCCUGCGGAAAAGAGGGAGACACUGUACAAUGUGUUGUCACUAGAAUUCUCCAACACUGAGAUGGAGGAUAUUAUCCAGUCUCCUGAUCUAGUCCGUCGAAUAGAUUGGGUUGAAAAUCACUGGCCUGAUGCGUUACGUCAGCGGUAUAUCACGUUUAACAAGAAAGGACACUAUACACCUCAUCACACAUAUCCAAAAGUGCAAAACUAUUGUUUGAUGAGUGUUGAACGUUGCUACACGGAUUUUCAUGUUGAUUUCGGUGGCACUUCAGUGUGGUAUCAUGUUCUUAAAGGCCAAAAGGUAUUCUGGAUGGUCGAACCAAGUUUGACGAAUAUUCGUCUAUACGAGGAAUUUGUGAAGAAUCCCGAACAGACGGGUUUUUUUGGCAAUGUGGUCGAAAAGUGUUGUAGAGUGGUACUAAACCCUGGUACCACAACGAUAAUACCGUCAGGAUGGAUUCAUGCUGUUUAUACUCCUUGUGAUAGCCUUGUUUUUGGUGGCAAUUUCCUCCACUCGCUUCGUGCCGACAUGCAAAUCCAGGUGUAUCUCAGUGAGAAUCGUAUUAAUGUGAGUUUUACUUGGUUUCAAAUCUUAUAG